Messenger RNA from Labeo rohita (rohu), 3497 nucleotides. It is a transcript of the gene dlc, whose product is annotated as deltaC. The record is from RefSeq and is a predicted model, not a curated record. The transcript is spliced from 9 exons. NCBI's taxonomy places the organism in Eukaryota, Metazoa, Chordata, Actinopteri, Cypriniformes, Cyprinidae. The coding region runs from base 233 to 2227 and encodes 664 amino acids. Gene Ontology annotation, biological process: establishment or maintenance of epithelial cell apical/basal polarity; heterophilic cell-cell adhesion; cell communication. Gene Ontology annotation, cellular component: protein-containing complex; plasma membrane. Gene Ontology annotation, molecular function: calcium ion binding.
GGUCCAAAGUCCCCUGGAGCUAGGAAUCUGUUUCUCUUUGCUUUGUAAACUCCAACAUAGACGACAUUAAGAUUUGAUUUUAAUAGUAAGUCGUUUUGCUUUGAAUUCCGAGAUUUUUUAAUUAACUAACGUUACUUUUUAAUUCUUAAAUCGUGGAUACCACUACAAACAUUCAUAUCGGACUACUCCCGCAGUCUGCUAUCGCUCAGUAGCAGACAAGAAGAUCCAAAAAAUGGCUCGUUUUUUAUUAACGUGUUUUUUAAUUUUGUUAUCAGCGCAACUGACGGAAUCUUCCGGUGUGUUUGAGUUGAAAGUGCACUCUUUCACAAGCACAAACAGUGUGUGCAAAGGGUCCAGCGACUGCCAGGUCUUUUUCCGCGUUUGCCUGAGGCACUCCCAUAACAUCAUACAGCCGAAGCAGCCGUGCACUUACGGCAGUGGAAUGACAGGAAUAUUCAGCGCAGACUCCAUCUCCAGCAGCGCGCACAUCCGCGUACCUUUCAAUUUCAAGUGGCCGGGAAUCGUUUCAUUGAUAAUCGAAGCUUGGAACGCAGAGUCCUCUGAUCAGUCAACAGAGAACAUUAACAACAUGAUCAGCCGUUUGGCCACCAAAAGAAGACUCGCCAUAGGCGAGAACUGGUCUCAGGACGUGCAUCACGGAGAUCAAAGCGAACUGCACUUUUCCUAUCGCGUCGUGUGCGAUGAAUUCUACCACGGCGAGGAAUGCUCGGAUUUCUGCCGGCCACGGAACGAUGCGUUCGGCCACUUCAACUGUGACGCCGCUGGGAACAGAAUUUGCCUGCCUGGAUGGAAAGGCGAUUAUUGCGCAGAACCCAUCUGCUCGUCUGGCUGUAGCGAGAAGUACGGUUAUUGUGAGGCCCCCGGUGAGUGCAAGUGCCGCCUCGGGUGGCAGGGCCCCCUCUGCGACGAGUGCCAGCGAUACCCGGGGUGCCUGCACGGCACCUGCAACCAGCCCUUUCAGUGCACUUGUAAGGAAGGCUGGGGCGGCCUGUUCUGCAACGAGGAUUUGAACUUCUGCACCAAUCACAAGCCCUGCAAGAACGACGCCACCUGUACCAACACCGGCCAGGGGAGCUACACCUGCAUCUGCAAGCCUGGCUUCAGCGGCAAAAACUGCGAGAUCGAGACCAACGAGUGCGACAGCAACCCGUGCAAGAACGGAGGCAGUUGCAAUGAUCAGGUGAAUGAUUACACCUGCACGUGCCCUCAAGGCUUCUACGGAAAGAACUGUGAGGUCAUUGACAUGACUUGUGCUGACAAACCCUGCUUCAAUGGAGGAACCUGCGUGGAGAAGGGCAGCCGUGGCUACUCUUGCCGCUGCCCUCCUGGAUACAUGGGCUCCAACUGUGAGAAGAAAAUCGACCGAUGCAGCAGCGACCCCUGUGCUAAUGGUGGCCAGUGUCUCGAUUUGGGCAACCGACUGACGUGCCGAUGCCGCCCUGGAUUCUCAGGCUCGCGUUGCGAAAUCAACAUUGACGACUGUGCCAACAACCCUUGCCAAAACGCUGGAACCUGCGUGGAUGGCAUCAACGGCUAUACCUGCACAUGCACGCUCGGUUUCUCAGGCAAAAACUGCGCUAUCCGCUCUGACGCCUGCAGCCUCAUGCCUUGCGAGAACGGAGGGACCUGCUACACCCACUUCUCCGGGCCCGUCUGCCAGUGUCCACCAGGCUUCAUGGGCACACGAUGCGAGUAUAAAGACAAGCCCGUCGUUGCGAGCCCUCCGCUUCCACCGGCCCUGGUGGUUUCGUUCACUCUAGGCCUCAUCACUCUUACACUAGUGGUGUGCGCUGCCAUUGUGGUUCUGAGACAAAUGCGGCAAGGCCGCAAAACCGCCUCCACCACCGUGCGCAACGAUUUGGAGACUGUGAACAACCGCGUCUCUUUGACUCCAACUUCAACUUUAGGCCGAGAGAAGGAUGCCUUGCUCCUUCCUGGCGGUCCGUUCAAGGUGUCUAAUAAAGAUGUGGCACUCAGAUCCACCACUGUGGACACUCAUUCCAGUGACAAAUCAAAUUACAAACAGAAGAUGGUGGAUUACAAUACGAGUAUUGACGAAAAACCUACAAACAACAAACUAGACAUGAAAAACUCUGAAUCUACAUUGCUGGUUCCACCUUUGAACUAUCCAAAAGAGGGAGUGUAUCACCCUGUGUACAUCAUUCCUGAACAUAUAGAGCAAUGUAUAUUUGCUACUGAGGUUUGACAGUAUUCUUCAAUUCUGGAGCACCUCAAUCACCAACGGGCUUAGGGCCUAAAAUGUUUACAGUCUUAAAGGACAAAGACGUGAAGAGAGAAUAUAUUAUAUCUACAUUAUAUUAUUUAUUUAUUCAUGCUGCUGAGUUAAAGGACUACUUUACUUUGAUACGGACAAUGAUUUUGCGAAGACAAAGCAAGAGACUUGAAGACUUGAGGAACAACUUGCAUUAUUUGCACUAUUUCCUUUUCCUUUUUUUUAAUGACCCAAAUAGAAUUUAUAUAUAUAUUUCAUCAUAUUUAAAAUGUACAGUCUAAGAACUCUCUGGAAGAGCUGGGAAGAAUCAAGGAUUCGUUAAUCACAGAAGCCUUGAAAAGGAAGAAAACAGGCAUCCUGAAGUUCAUCUCACUCUGGGAAUCACAUGAAGCCCAAUCAAUCAGUCUUAUGGGUGGAGGAGGUGCAACUGAAGGAUCUGGAACUGUGACCAUGGAGUAUUUUUAUUUUUAUUUUCGGAUAUGGCUCGAAAUGCUAUUUAUAAACGGAUCUGUGAUGAGAAGCAAUCGAAGCUGUGGACAAUGUGAACAAAUGGAAAUCUACAGUUAAAUACGACUGAUUUUACUUAGUGCCUACAAUGGAUUUGACUAUCACUCAAACCAAACCCAAUUUUAUUUAAGUGCCUCGACUUUCAAUGUGUUAUAGCUCAAUGAAAAAGGUACUCCUUAGAAACACUGAAAAAAACAAACUUAACUCUAGUGGAGUAUGUUUUUCGACUGAACAUGUUUGAGUUGACUUGGGUACAAAUUGUUUAACCUGCAGUGGGUGAUGGAUGCCGUUGUGUACAGCUUUCAUCCUGUCAAAAUUCACUGCUGUUUCCGACAUUCCCAAGGCUCGAAAUUACCAUUUGGUUCAAACUGAUAGCCUCAUCAUUGUCAAGAUUUCCUGGUUUUGUGAACCUCUGCAUUUUUCAAAAAGAAAAAAAAUGUAAGAUCAAGAUUAGAAUUUUUUUCUUUUCUUUUUUUAUGUGGCAUUUGUUUCUUUAAUUUUUAAAAACCAUUUAAACCAAAUAGAUACUUUUAUAUUUUAUACUGUCUUUCUUAAUUUAACAAUGCAAUAUUGUACAAAAUCUUGAGAUAUUCCUACUAUUUAAUUCGACUGUAAAUAAUUUGUAUUUAUGAAAGAUAAAUGUAUAUGUAUAUAUAUGUAUAUGUAUUGUGCCUUUCAUCACGAGGCCAGAAAUAUAUAUUUUUUCAUACAAUAAAUCCUGAAAUAAUUUACUUUG